UUUGCUACUUUCUAGUCCCAAAGGAAAGACAACACAAAUAUUGAAAGCUGGAUUCAGCGCUGUUAUGGCCAUGUUUGGGUGAAAAAAUAACGGGGAAAUGUCAUUAGCAGUUGUCCUUAGAAGUUGUGUUAACCUAAGGGGGAAAUGCGACCGCUUGGCACGGAUAACGUUUCGGGGAGUAACAUAUCAAUCCAGUAUAUAUGAAAAUUGUUCAGAAGCUGAGUGGGAUGAGGAAUAUGAAUGGCCCCUUGCUAGUCCUUUGGACCCAAGUGAAUUUAUCGAGGUUGAAGUAUUUAACUUCAACAAAAUCUUUAAUAACAGAUUGGUUGGUGUGUUUCGCAUGGUGUUGCAAAAAUUGAUACAGGAUGGCAGUUUGGAAAUACAAGAAAGCUUAGUUGACUCCAAUAACACUGUUUUGAAGGCUCAAGUAAUAUUAGAACUCCAGUACCACCCACCAGAUGGUAAUGCAGACACAGGGUGGGACAGUGGAAUACUACCAGCACCUGUACCUAUAUCUGGGGAACCCAUUGAACAACCAUAUCAGCCAUUGAUCAUAGAUCAUGCUGAUGGGACUAUGUCUGAAAGAAGCUUUAGCACAACAAGAGGGGGAUCCAUGACUGAUGCAGAGCGUAGACAGUCACACAUGUACAUGGAGAUGUCAAACCGUCCAGCUGGUCGACCCCCAAGCAUGCCCAACAUACCAAUGCAUUUCAAAAAUGGUGGUAUCACCCAGGAUGCUGACUCCAGCAAUUUAGGGAGCAGAAAGGAGUCGCUACCAAGCAUUAAUCAAAACUUGAGCGUCGGUAACACGGAAAUUUCUGUCGUGGGACCGUUUGAUAAAAUGUGGAAGCAAGAAGCUGGAAGUCGUCGAGAAUCCUUCAAUGUUAGCGAAGUCAAAGGUCACAGUCAUCCUCGAGUGAGGGAGAGAAAGAAGGAGUCUGUGAAAGAACAGGAUUAUCAGGUUCAAGUGCGCGUGUUGGAGUGCCGUCAGCUUGCUGGAACACAACUGGAUCCGGUGUGCACGGUGACCGUGGGAAACCAGAAAAAACACACUCCUGUGAAAGAACAGACAAAUUGCCCAUAUUGGGAUGAGUUCUUCGUGUUUGAUUUUAAAAUGCCAUCGUCCGUAUUGUUUGACAAGAUUAUCAACCUACAGGUCUUUACAGGACGAAAUCUUGUGUCUCAAGGAUCGUUGAUCGGAUCAUUCAAGUUGGAUGUGGGAACAGUCUACGCGCAGGUGGAUCAUAGAUUUUGUCGUCGUUGGGCCGUGUUGACAGACCCCGAGGAAACUCUGGGCGCAUCCGGGGCUGGAGUGAAGGGUUAUCUUAAAGUUGAUAUAACAGUACUUGGUAAAGGCGAUCCUAUCAAGGAAGCGCCUGCGAUUAAGGAUAAUUGAUGAGAUAUUGAAGGAAACUUGUUGCUGCCUGAAGGCGUUCCUGCUGAAAGACCCAAAGCUCAAAUUGUUGUCAAGAUCUACAGGGCGGAAGGAUUACCAAAAAUGAAUUCGGGCUUGAUGGCGAACGUUAAGAAAGCUUUCACAGGCGAGGUGCGAGAUCUGGCCGACCCAUACGUUGAAGUUUCUUUUGCUGGUCACAAACAAAGGACGUCGGUGAAGAAGCACACAUAUGAGCCGGCCUGGAACGAACAAGUUGUGUUUGCAGAAUUGUUUCCACCUCUUUGUCGACGGAUAAGAGUUCAACUAAAAGACAGUGAUUCAGUGUCCGAUGAGGUAAUCGGAACACACUUCAUCGAUCUUUCUGCCAUAUCAAAUGAUGGUGCAAACGGAUGGAAUGGCGACCUUUAUCGUACUGGGUCUACAGCAAAAUCAAACAAGAAGAGGAAGGCUGAUCGCUCAUCAUCAGCUGAUGUUGGUUUUAUGCCCACGUUCGGCCCUUGCUGGGUGAAUCUUUACGGCUCGACAAGAGAUUACUCUCUCUUCGAUGAACAUAACGAUUUGAACAACGGCUUGGGUGAAGGCGUCUCCUACCGAGGUCGCCUUCUUAUGGCCGUCCAAGCGGAAACUGGUGAAUCCGCGUCGGACUCGGGAAUAAAACAAGUUGAGGUGGAAGCUGCCGCACCCAUCUCAGAGACUGCCGCAGGAAAAGAGGAACAAUUUCAAUUGUUCGCUUGCCUCUACGAGGCCUCGAUGAUUGAUCGUAAAGUUGGCGACAAAAACAUUCAAUUUGAGAUGACGAUUGGUAACAACGGUAAUCAGUUGGACAGAACGGAUGAGAAGGUUGCCAAAGAAUUGGAAGAAAAUCCAUUUCUUAAUUCCCUCACGCCUCCCGUGCGUCCUGUCACGAACAAUCGCCAAUACUAUCACAUUCCCUGGGACGAUUUCAAACCCUGUCUUCAUAUCAAAUUUCCAUGGCAGGACCACAGACGUCGCUUGUACAAUGCUAACAUCAUCUACAAAAUUUGUGAACGAUUUGAAGAUGGCUUGGUUGACAUCUUGGAAAGAGUUAAAAUGGAUCUUCCUGAUACCUACAAAUGGCUGAACAGGGUUCUUGGAGAACUUGUAAAUGGCUGCACAAAUUACCUCAACUUGAUGAAGUCAGUCCCUGCAGCUGCUCACAUUGGACGAACGAAGCUCGAUCAAGAGAGAUUAAAACUCUGCAACUAUGAAAUUGAAGCAGUCAUGCAGGCGGCAUCUGAUCUGAAAUUAAUUUGCAACGACGACGUGCAUGCAAAAGAACAUAUGAAGACCGCGAACGGAUUACUCCAAAGAUUGCUUAAUAUUGCAACGGAGCCCCAGGACAGUCUUCCCGAUAUCUUCGUCUGGAUGUUGUGUGGUAACAAACGCGUGGCGUACACGCGGAUACCAGCGCAACACGUGUUGUACUCGCUCGUGGAAGAAGAGCGCGGGAAGGACUCGGGACGAAUGCAAACACUUUUCCUCAGGUUACCAGGCAAGCGCGGUGAGGGUCCCAAGGGUUGGGCGAUCCAAUCAAAACUGAACAUCAUGAUUUGGUUAGGACUGCAUAAACACAAGAAAGACUAUCUAAAAGAUGCCCCGAAAGGUUAUGACAUGCCACGAAAUGCUCACAAACUCAUGGCUCCACCUCCAAAUGACCUGGUUUACAAAGUGAAACAGAAGUUUGUGCUGAGGUCUCAUUUGUAUCAGGCUCGAAGUUUAAUUGGCAGUGACGCUUCAGGUUUAUCAGAUGCAUUUGCCAAAGUCAUUUUCACCCAUUUCAUUGCCGAGACUCGAGUAAUCUGGGAGACUAGAAGCCCGACGUGGGACCAGACCAUAAUCUUUGAGGAUAUUUUCCUCUGGGGAGAUGUCAACGAGAUUGCCGUGAACCCACCGACGAUCGUGGUCGAGAUUUUUGAUAAAGACAUCGGAGGCGAUUCAGAGUUCAUCGGUCGCGCUCUAGCUCGACCUAUUGUGAAAAUGGCGUGUGAACCUUACGAGAAACCUUUCUUUCCACCCGCCUUGGAAUGGUUCCAGAUAUUCCGCGGUGAAGAGAAGGCCGGUGAACUCCUGGCGGCCUUUGAACUUCUUCAGGUCACCGACGGUGCAACACACAUGCCCCCAGAGGUUGAACCGGUCAAUACUUCCGAUGGUCCGAUAUGUCCGGUACCUGAAGGAAUUCGACCAGUGAUGAAGAAACACAAAAUUGAGGUGCUGUUCUGGGGUGUUCGUGAAAUGAAACGUUUGAAUCUUCAAACUGUUGAUCGUCCUCAAGUGGAUAUCGAGUGUGCUGGUCGUGUUAUCCAAUCAACGGUCAUCGCGAACGCUCGACGUAAUCCGAACUUCCUAAAUCCUGUUGACUUCUUUGACGUGGAGCUGCCUGAAAAUGAACGGUACUGUCCUCCGCUGACCGUACGCGUUCGCGAUUGCCGGACAUUUGGCCGGUUCUCAUUGGUCGGCACUCAUGUGCUGAACUCAUUACAUCGCUAUCGAUAUCCCAAGGAAGGAGAUCUCAUUGAAAGAGCAUCGAUCAAAGACGUCACAGAAGAGCCUCAAACAGACCCGAACGCUCCAGCGCAGACCGGAGAUGUCGUGGUGAAUAUCGAUGAUGCAGCUAUCGGCGAGGACGCUCCUGAGGAACCCGCAGCUGCUCAGGAACCAGCGGAUAAGGGCAAGAAAAAAGGAGAAAAAGAAGAGGAAGAUGAUGAUAGCGAGGAUACUCUGGACUGGUGGUCAAGAUAUUAUGAAACUAUGAAGUUUAUCGAUGCUGAAGCGGAAGAUAAGAAAAAGGAGGAGAAACGGAAGAAAGAGAAGAAGGAACAAGAGAAAGAAGGGAAGGAUGAUAAGAAAGAUAAGAAAGAUAAAAAGAAAGAAAAGAAUGUUCAACCUGAAGUCUCAAAGAGACCGGAACGAAAGAAGAAUAUUCCUUUGAUUAAGAUUUAUCGCACAGAGUUGGAAAAUGUUGUGGAAUUCAACAACUUUAACGAUUGGCUUCAUUCCUUCUCGUUAUAUCGAGGCAAGAAAACCAGCGAGGAGGAUGAUGAUGAACACAGAGUCGUUGGAAAGUUCAAGGGAUCGCUGAAAGUAUGGCAGUAUCCAUUACCUGAGAAUAUUGAGACUGAUCCUGUUAUUGGUACUUUCCGCAAGUUACCCAGCAACGAACCAGUCAAUGUCUUGGUUCGUGUUUACGUCGUAAAGGCAUUAAACCUCCAUCCGUCUGAUCCGAACGGCAAGGCUGAUCCAUAUCCUGUGGUAACUCUGGGAAAACAAAAGGUGAAGGAUCGUGAUAAUUACAUCUCAAAACAGUUGAAUCCAAUUUUUGGAAGAACAUUCGAGUUCGAGGCUCUGAUUCCCAUGGACUCGAUUCUUACCGUUGGUGUGUAUGACUGGGAUCUAGUCGGCAGCGAUGAUUUGAUUGGAGAAACGAAGAUCGAUUUGGAAAACCGCUUCUACAGCAAACACAGAGCCACAUGUGGAUUACAAGAACAGUUUUCAACAUUCGGCUUCAACAAAUGGCGUGAUCCGCAGCGACCUACUCAUAUUUUGGCCAAACUUUGUAAAGACGAAGGCUUAGACGGACCUCAUUACAACAAUGGCAAAUGUCAAGUUGACGGAAUCACGUUCCGAGCUCCUGGACAGAUCCAAGAUGAAUCCGGUAACUGGAAGCAAUCGGACGAACCAUCAGCGCUGAUGGUUUUACGAAACAUGCACAAAGUAAUGAAAGAACAUCAUCUUGUUCCUGAGCAUGUUGAAACGAGAUCUCUAUAUUGCCCCGAUAAACCUGGAGUGGAACAGGGCCAGAUUGAGAUGUGGGUGGAUAUGUUUCCUAGAGACAUGCAAUCCCCUGGCGCUCCAGUUGAUAUUACACCAAGGAAACCAACCAGUUACGAACUUCGAAUCAUAGUUUGGAAUACAGAUGAAGUUGUUAUGGAUGAUACAAAUGUCAUCACAGGGGAGAAAUGUAGCGAUAUCUUUGUCAAAGGUUGGAUCGAAGGAAUGAAAGAUGAGAAGCAAGAGACAGAUGUUCAUUAUAAGUCUAUGACUGGCGAAGGAAACUUCAACUGGAGAUUGAUUUUCCCCUUCAAUUAUCAACGAGCAGAAGAACGAAUCAUUAUUACGAGAAAGGCUUCCUUCUUCUCCUGGGAUGAAUCUGAAGAGAAAGUUCCACCUCGUGUUGUUUUACAAGUUUGGGAUGCAGACGCUUUUUCAGCAGACGAUUUUAUUGGCGACCUUGCGUUGGAUUUGAAUCGAAUGCCAAGAGGAGCGAAAUCGGUGAAGACGUGUAACCUUGACAUGGCGAAGAAAGACGGAACCAUUCCACAUAUAUCUUUGUUUAAACUGAAACACAUGAGAGGAUGGUGGCCCUUUACUGUUAACACGGAUCUUGAAGAGAUUGAACUUGCUGGUAAAUUGGAGGCAGAGUUUGAAUUAUUGACAGAAGAAGAAGCUGAGAAGAAACCCGCUGGUAAAGGACGAGAGGAGCCUGAACCUCUUCCAAAACCAAAUCGCCCUGACACUUCGUUUGUUUGGUUCAUGAACCCACUUAAAUCACUUCGUUACAUGUUGUGGAAUAAUUAUAAAAUGUGCAUCGUUAAAUUCCUUGUCAUCUUCCUCCUGCUGGCUCUUAUGGGAUUAUUUUUCUAUUCUAUGCCGGGUUAUACGGUCAAGAAGAUCUUCAAUGCCUAAUCUCGACUGUACUGUCAUGACAAAACCACCAAUUAUACUUUUAAUUUAUUUCAAGAGAACUUGCCAUCGAUAAAUAAUGUAAUGCGUAAGAAUACAAUUUCUCAUACGAAGCGCGGCACGUAAUACAGCUGUAAGUAAUUAUGACAUGCAUAUGAUAAAUCCUGCGUGUUUGUAGGUAUUUCACGUCUCUUAAUUGAUAUAUCGACGAGAAAAUUAGCAUGCAUGACAAGGUUUAAAGUGAGAUCUCUAUAUUUCAGGAGGCAACUGGAAUGCAAACAUAUUCUUAGCCUUAGCUUUCGGGAAGUUACCAACUGUUGCUACUUACUAUAACCAUAAACAAUUUUGCAGAUCAAAAUUGGACGUUCGGAUUAAUCAUAUGCACGCCUAUUACGUGUCAAUAGCGUAUGUAUAAUAAUUAAAAAUAUAUAGUAUAAUAUAUAUAAUAUUUUAAGAUAAAAAAUAUAAUU
Dendronephthya gigantea is the source of this 6567-nucleotide messenger RNA. RefSeq names its product otoferlin-like. Gene Ontology annotation, cellular component: membrane. The record is from RefSeq and is a predicted model, not a curated record. The transcript is spliced from 55 exons. Gene Ontology annotation, biological process: plasma membrane organization. NCBI's taxonomy places the organism in Eukaryota, Metazoa, Cnidaria, Anthozoa, Malacalcyonacea, Nephtheidae.